AUCCUAAACGUCGUCGUUUUUACAAAACACCUCCCCUUUCUUGCUUUCACUUCCUCCCGAACUUCGCAGGUUCUGCAAUUUCCCCACUCUUUCUCUCUCCUCUAUUCAUCUUCACCAUUUUCAAAAAUUCUGCAACUACUUUCACAAUUCUCGAUUUCUUCAGCUGAAUAUUUGUAUUCGUACAUCGAAAAUUCAUAUUCAUCCUAAGCUUACGCGUCAAUUUUUUGAUUCACAAAAACACUAACCAAAAAAGGCAAAGAAGAUUAUCGAUUCAACAAGAUUUUGAGUUGCCCAGUUUUUUGGGCGGUUAAAGAUGAAUUUGAAGCUGAUUCAAUUAAUUUUGAUUCUCAUUUUUGUAUCUCCUUCCAUUGUUAGAUCAAAUUCUCUCUCCUCUAAUCCUCUUCUCGGCAUCUCUCCUGAAGAUGAGAAGUAUUACAAUACAGCUUCAGAAUCUAUGAAAUGUAAAGAUGGAUCGAAGAAAAUUAAUCGAAGUCAGCUUAAUGACGAUUUCUGCGAUUGCGCUGAUGGUUCCGACGAACCAGGAACAUCAGCAUGCCCAAAUGGAAGGUUUUACUGCCAGAAUGCAGGGCAUAUACCCGUGGUUUUGUUCUCUUCAAGAGUGAAUGAUGGUAUUUGUGAUUGUUGUGAUGGGAGUGAUGAGCAUGAUGGAAAUGUGAAGUGUCACAAUACUUGUUGGGAAGCUGGGAAAGCAGCUAGGGACAAGCUGAAGAAGAAAAUUGCGACGUUUCAGGAGGGGGUUACCUUGCGGAGUAAGGAAGUUGAGCAAGGAAAGCUAGCAUUUGCUAAAGAUGAGGCUGAGUUAUCUAAGCUCAAGAAUGAGGAGAAAGUACUGAAGGGCCUAGUUCAACAGCUCAAGGAUCGCAAGGAACAGAUUGAGAAAGCAGAGGAGAAGGAACGUUUAGAGAAGGAAAAGGAAGAAAAGCUCAAGGAGGCAGAAAACAAAUCUGAUCAGGAGAAGACAGAAGAUGAAGUGAAGGCGGAAAGUACAAAGGAGAAGCAUGAUGAUACUAUACAUGACGAUGUCAUAGGCAAUCUUGAUGACUCCUCAGAGCAGGGUCUCGAAGAUGCGGAUUCCAAAAUUGAGAAAGUUGAAGGGGCUUCUAAUAAUGCAGCCGAGCUGCUUGCAAAGGAGAACAGUGAAGAGCUCACCACUGCAUCUGAGUCUUCUGACCAAGAAAAGGAGCAUGAGACAGCUGGGUCGGAGAAUACAGAAGGUUUGUCCAAGGAAGAAUUGGGGCGUCUAGUUGCUUCUCGUUGGACGGGAGACAAAACCGAUCACAAUCCUGGAGAUUCUGAUGAUGUGAAAGAUAUUGAUCAUGCGGAGGAGACAUCUGAUGUCAAUAAAGACGUGAAUGAGGAUGAUUAUGAUGAUGCUUCAGAAUUUGACGAGGAGGAUGACCACAAAUAUGAUGAAAAUUAUUCAGGUGACCGCAGUUAUACUGAUAAUGAUGGUGAUGAUCACAUGGAUGAUGAUUUUACUGCAGACGAUCAUGAGGAUUCCAGUUCAUACAAGUCAGACUCCGAUGAUGAAUCAGGGCAGUCAGAUGGAACAGCUUCGAGUAACCCAUCUUGGCUGGAGAAAAUACAAACUACUGUGAAAAACAUCCUGCAAGCUGUUAAUUUGUUUCAGACUCCAAUGAACAUAUCAGAUGCUGCUCAAGUUCGAAAGGAAUAUGAUGAAUCGAGUGGCAAAUUAUCAAAAAUACAAUCAAGAAUUUCAAGCUUAUCUGGAAAAUUAAAACAUGACUUUGGACCUGAAAAGGAGUUUUAUUCACUCUAUGAUCGUUGUUUCGAGACCAAACAGAACAAGUAUGUCUACAAGGUCUGCCCAUUUAAAAAGGCUACUCAGGAAGAGGGGCACAUGACUACGCGUUUAGGGCAGUGGGAAAAUUUUGAGGACUCCUACAAAGUCAUGCACUUUUCAAAUGGUGAUAAAUGCUGGAAUGGACCUGAUAGGAGUUUGAAGGUCAAGCUCAGAUGUGGUGUGAAGAAUGAGGUUACAGAUGUAGAUGAACCGAGCCGUUGCGAGUAUGUUGCUUUAUUAUCGACUCCAAUCGUCUGUCUUGAAGAAAAACUCAAGGAGUUGCAUGAUAAGUUGGAUGCAUUGAACCGACAGCAACCGCCGAAUCAUGAUGAGCUAUAGUCCUACAGGAUCGAUGAAAUUAUCGUGAAAGAUUGGUUAUUACACUCCUGAGAUGAUUGAACCCCUCUCGCUCGAAGCUAACGAAGGGCCUGAUACAGGUGUUUGAUGUGUUUCUGAGCAGUUUUUGCAGCUACUAGUUCUUUAAAAUAGAUUUAGGCUCUCAGGUGCUUAUGACCCACAGGACAGGACCAGCUAAUUUUGAUCCUGAUAUUGAUAAGACAGUGUUUAUUAGAACCAUUGAGCACAGAUGAAAGGAUAUCACAGCAUAAUCUAUCGUAGUAGUCUGAAGAUUUUGAUCGUCAGGGUCAGCCAUUUACAUCAUUAGAGAGCUGUAAUGGAUUGAUUGUGGUCUUGGGAAUAUAUACAGAUGCCAUAAAUCUGACUGCAAUAUGUAGGAGCCGUGGGUUUUAGUUUAAAAGAAUUGGUAUAUUGUGCCACAAAUGAGAGCUUUUUUUUUUUUUUUAACUUCGCUCAAGUAUGAUUUCCAUUGAAGGUGGUA
Messenger RNA from Beta vulgaris subsp. vulgaris (sugar beet), 2663 nucleotides. Its product is annotated as glucosidase 2 subunit beta. The coding region runs from base 314 to 2164 and encodes 616 amino acids. NCBI's taxonomy places the organism in Eukaryota, Viridiplantae, Streptophyta, Magnoliopsida, Caryophyllales, Amaranthaceae. The record is from RefSeq and is a predicted model, not a curated record. Gene Ontology annotation, cellular component: glucosidase II complex. The transcript is spliced from 16 exons. Gene Ontology annotation, biological process: N-glycan processing.